Molecule: messenger RNA, 1806 nt
Organism: Aspergillus udagawae
Lineage: Eukaryota; Fungi; Ascomycota; Eurotiomycetes; Eurotiales; Aspergillaceae
Product: putative GPI anchored protein
Exons: 6
Coding region: 1-1806 (601 amino acids)
Source: RefSeq, a predicted model, not a curated record
AUGGGUGUACUAGCCUUCUUGAUCUUUGCUCUCACUAUUCUAAGUAAUUUCAGCGAUGCCACAGUGAGCUCACUCCCCAGAGAGGCUCAGCCGUUCAACUUCCCCAAGGCAAGGCGUCUCUCUGCUGCGGUUUCUCGCUCAAAGCUUGAAUCCAGAGCAGCGUUUGCAUCCAAUCUUCUAAGAAGGGAAGCAAGUUUUGACUUUCUUCAUGGUGAUCAAGAUCUCGAAUCGGUCUUUGUGGCCACCUUGGACGUCAAGUCGCAGUCACCCAUUCUGGCAUUAGAGGAGUUGGAUGACUCGGUCCAAGACGUGACCUGCACGGAAUCACAGAUUGACAUAUUGUUCGGAUCAAUCGAGCAAGUCCGCUCAAUCCAUCGAGAAUUGGAGCAGACCGAUGGGUUCAUCCUAGUCACCUCACAUAGUGGGUGUGACCCUGAUGGAGAAAGGUCAACGCAUCGAGUCACCAAGGUCGCAAUUGACCCGACUCGCAACGUGCUGUCACUAGGAAAAUCCGACUGUGGCUGGCAAGACGCAUUUCACACGACUCGAGUCUCUUUCUCUCGCAGACAUCCAUCCGAAGUCCGGAGACGUUCGAACACGCUCAUCAAGAGACAGCAGCAGUCGCAGUCUAAAUCACCAGAAACAACAAAAACAAUGGGAGGGUCCGCCGAAACUCCUACGUUCACAAUUCCUGCGCCUAGCGCAACGUCGGGGCUUUCCUCGACUUCGACGAAGGAGCUCAAUGAGCAUUACGUGGACCAAAAGAUAUUUCCCCCAGCCGUUCCUGCGGCGGCCGCGCUUCUCCCAUCAGGAAUCACCGUGUCUUGCAAGAAUUGCUCCCUAGAAGGCAACAUCGUCCUAAACAAGGGCUCUUUCGAGAUUUCUGGAUCUGAUGGGUUCAUGGACGCCGUCAACAACACCAUCGCUUUCUUUGACCAUGGCAGCAUUGAAGUAAUUGCCAACGGCCUCUUUGCGCAGGUCGAACUUGAGUUCGAUCUUUCUGCGAGUCAAGAUCUGGUCUCGUUUUCGGCUCAGCUUCCUGCUAUCCCCCUCAUUCCUUUCGAGAUUCCCGGAGUCCUCGUGUUUGGCCCGAUGAUAGUAGCGGAGUUUGACCUGAGUUUGAGCCUUGCCCAAAGCAUUGGCUUUUCAUAUGGUUUCAACCUCUCCGUCCCUGCAAAUUCCAAAGUGGAGCUGAAUAUGGACGAGAUCUCGAACUCCUCAAUCACAGGCUUUGACAAAACAACCGUCCAUGCCUUGCCAUUUCAGGCAAAAGCCGCUCUUGUUUCUCUUAUAGCCAGUAUCGGCUUCAAACCCCAGAUCCUCCUCGGCAUCAACACGGCAGUGGGAAGCGUGCAGGGAGGAGUCGGCGCCUUUCUCGAACUACCCAAGGUUUCUCUCAACGUGACACAGCUCGGUAACGUCAACGAGAAAUGCGAAGCUGUCUCGAAUGGCGAUGGCAAGCUCACCUCAGUGCUGGACCAUGUUUUUGGGAACUUUACAAACCUUGUUCCCACUGUGGACAUCAAUCUGGGAGCCCUGGCGAAUUUCGAGGUUGAUGUCCCACGCGUCUUCACGGAAGCAGCUGCUGUGCAAACCGUACUGGCUUCAACUUCGUACCCCCUGCCGACGGCGUGCUUGCACUUUGACCCGGAGAGCGGCGAAUACAGUUCUCCUACUCCUACUCCGGUAUCGUCUGCUGUAGGUAAGGCUGCGACAGCUAAAGCGGAGAAGAGUCGGGCCGCUUUUGUGGGAAUCAAUCGUGGGUUGGUGCUAUUAUCAGUGAUUGCGUGUUUAUGCGUCUAUUAG